Molecule: messenger RNA, 4023 nt
Organism: Dovyalis caffra
Lineage: Eukaryota; Viridiplantae; Streptophyta; Magnoliopsida; Malpighiales; Salicaceae
Source: the annotation of a GenBank genome assembly
AUGAUUGCUUAUGAGAUAGCUAGUUUGGCUAACGGGAUUGCCAUGGGGUAUUUGAGGAUGAUACGCGAGCGAGUUGGUAUCUUUAGGUUUCGUGCUAUGGCUGUCGAGAACGGUGGAAAUGGUGAUAAGAAUGCGGAUGGGGCCACCACAUCAGAAAGCCAGGUGGUGAAGGAGAAAAUUUCCGGUGGAAAUGGGGACCAACAAAAGCAAGAGAAGAGCAAAGGGGAUGAGGAAACUAAAACAGUUCCAUUUCUCAAGCUCUUUUCGUUUGCGGAUUCUACAGAUAUUUUGUUGAUGAUCCUCGGGACGAUUGGUGCUGUUGCAAAUGGAGCAUCCUUUCCAGUUAUGUCAAUACUUUUCGGAGAUCUGGUUAAUUCUUUUGGACAAAAUCAGAAUAACAAAGAUGUAGUGGAUUUAGUUUCAAAGGUAAACAUGAUCAGCAUAUAUGCCAGUUUCGUGUCUCUCAAAUUUGUCUACUUGGGAGUUGGUUCUGGUGUAGCAUCGUUUCUUCAGGUGGCGUGUUGGAUGGUCACCGGAGAGAGACAGGCUUCACGAAUAAGGGGUACAUAUUUGAAAACCAUACUGAGACAAGAUGUUGCCUUCUUCGAUAAGGAAACCAACACUGGAGAGGUUGUUGGUAGAAUGUCUGGAGACACUGUUCUUAUACUAGAUGCUAUGGGUGAAAAGGUUGGGAAAUUUAUACAGCUGGUGUCAACAUUCAUUGGAGGCUUUAUUAUUGCAUUUGUCAAAGGGUGGCUUCUUACUCUUGUCAUGUUAUCCUCCAUUCCCCUGCUUGUGAUAGCUGGCGCAGGAUUGUCCAUCAUGAUAACUAGGAUGGCAUCUCGUGGCCAAACUGCUUAUGCUAAAGCAGCGACUGUAGUAGAACAAACUAUUGGCUCAAUCAGAACAGUUGCAUCAUUUACCGGGGAGAAGCAAGCCAUAAAUAAUUACAAGAAGUUUCUGGUUACUGCAUAUAAAUCUGGUGUUCAAGAAGGCUUUACUGCUGGAUUAGGUCUUGGCAUCGUUAUGUUGGUAAUCUUCUGCAGCUAUGCGUUGGCAGUAUGGUUUGGUGGAAAGAUGAUAUGGGAAAAGGGAUACACUGGGGGUGAUGUAGUUAAUGUGAUUAUUGCUGUGUUAACUGGUUCUAUGUCCCUAGGGCAGGCAUCUCCUUGCAUGAGUGCAUUUGCAGCUGGUCAAGCUGCAGCUUACAAGAUGUUUGAGACUAUCAAUAGAAAGCCAGAGAUAGAUGCUUCCGAUACAAGGGGAAAGAUAUUGGAUGACAUCAGAGGAGAUAUAGAGUUAAGGGAUGUAUAUUUUAGUUAUCCAGCCAGACCAGAUGAGCAGAUAUUUUCUGGAUUCUCUCUUUUAAUCCCAAGCGGAACAACUGCAGCAUUGGUUGGACAAAGUGGAAGCGGAAAGUCAACAGUGAUCAGUCUGAUAGAGAGAUUUUAUGAUCCACAAGCUGGUGAAGUUCUCAUAGAUGGCAUUAACCUCAAGGAGUUUCAGCUGAAGUGGAUCCGGGAUAAAAUUGGUCUUGUCAGCCAGGAACCUGUGUUGUUUACCUCCAGCAUCAAGGAUAACAUUGCAUAUGGAAAAGAAGGUGCAACUACUGAAGAGAUAAGAGCAGCAACUGAACUUGCCAAUGCUGCUAAAUUCAUUGAUAAACUACCUCAGGGACUAGACACCAUGGUUGGUGAGCAUGGAACUCAGAUGUCAGGUGGACAGAAACAGAGAAUUGCAAUAGCAAGAGCCAUUCUUAAAGAUCCACGGAUUUUACUUUUGGAUGAAGCUACAAGCGCACUUGAUGCGGAAUCUGAAAGGAUAGUGCAGGAGGCUUUAGACAGGAUUAUGGUCAAUCGAACAACUGUCAUUGUUGCCCAUCGUCUGAGCACUGUGAGAAAUGCGGAUAUGAUUGCAGUUAUUCACCGUGGAAAGAUGGUGGAGCAAGGUUCCCAUGCAGAACUACUCAAGGAUCCUGAAGGAGCUUACUUUCAGCUUAUACGCUUACAAGAAGUUAACAAAGUGUCCGAACAAGAAACAGAUGACCACAAGAAGUCAGAUAUUUCUGCAGAGUCCUUAAGACAGUCAAGUCAAAGAAUCUCACUGAAACGGUCAAUAAGUCGGGGAUCAUCUGGGAUUGGAAACAGCAGUCGACACUCUUUCUCAGUGUCAUUUGGUUUACCUACUGGAUUCAAUGUCCCUGACAAUUCCAUUGCAGAAUUAAAGGAUUCUACGCAGAAACAACAAACUGAUGUCCCAAUCAGCCGCCUUGCGUAUCUCAACAAGCCAGAGGUUCCAGUUCUAAUGGCUGGUUCUAUAGCUGCAAUUCUCAAUGGGGUCAUAUUUCCAAUUUAUGGUAUACUACUUUCCAAUAUGAUUAAAACAUUUUUUGAACCACCUCAUGAGUUGAGAAAGGAUUCGAAGUUCUGGGCAUUAAUGUUUAUGACCCUUGGCCUGGCUUCAUUUGUGGUGUAUCCAACACAAACAUAUUUAUUUUCUGUGGCCGGUUGCAAAUUAAUACAAAGGAUCCGAUCUAUGUGUUUUGAGAAGGUGGUUCUAAUGGAGGUGGGCUGGUUCGACGAGCCUGAGCACUCAAGUGGAGCAGUUGGUGCUAGGCUCUCAGCAGAUGCAGCAACAGUGCGUGCUCUGGUUGGAGAUUCUCUUUCCCAGUUGGUUCAGAACAUUGCUUCUGCUAUAGCAGGUUUGGUCAUUGCCUUUGCCGCAUCUUGGGAAUUGGCACUGGUAAUCCUUGUACUACUUCCUCUUAUAGGACUCAAUGGAUUUAUUCAAAUAAAGUUCAUGAAAGGAUUCAGUGCAGAUGCAAAGAAAAUGUAUGAGGAAGCAAGCCAAGUUGCAAAUGACGCUGUGAGCAGCAUAAGAACUGUUGCUUCUUUCUGUGCUGAAGAGAAGGUGAUGCAAUUAUACAGAAGGAAAUGUGAAGGCCCUAUGAGGACAGGAAUAAGGCAAGGGCUGAUCAGUGGAACUGGAUUUGGAGUUUCUUUCUUUUUACUGUAUUCUGUCUAUGCAACUAGUUUCUAUGUGGGAGCUCAACUAAUCAAGCAAGGGAAAACAACUUUCUCAGAAGUUUUUCGUGUUUUCUUUGCUUUAACCAUGGCAGCGUUUGGAAUUUCUCAAUCAAGCUCCUUUGCUCCUGAUUCCUCGAAAGCCAAGGGUGCAGCUGCUUCCAUAUUCUCUAUUAUAGAUCGAAAGUCGAAUAUCGAUCCAAGUGAUGAGUCAGGAACAACAUUAAACAAUGUGAAAGGAGAAAUCGAACUUCGCCACAUAAGCUUUAAGUAUCCAACUAGGCCGGACAUUGAAAUUUUCCGAGACCUCAGCUUGGCCAUUCAUUCUGGCAAGACUGUUGCCCUGGUUGGAGAAAGUGGAAGUGGGAAAUCAACGGUGAUCUCACUAUUGCAAAGAUUUUAUGAUCCCGAUUCAGGUCAUAUAACUCUUGAUGGAAUUGACAUUCAGAGUCUGCAACUCAAGUGGUUGAGGCAGCAGAUGGGGCUUGUGAGCCAAGAACCAGUUCUCUUUAAUGAUACAAUCCGAACCAACAUUGCAUAUGGAAAGGAAGGAAAUGCAACUGAAGCAGAAAUUCAUGCUGCAUCGGAGCUGGCCAAUGCACACAAAUUCAUUAGUAGUUUACAACAGGAUUCAAAGAUCAUUCGGGUACGAUACUGUUGUAGGAGAGCGAGGAACCCAUUUGUCCGGGGGCAGAAACAAAGGGUGGCCAUUGCUCGUGCUAUAGUCAAAAGUCCCAAAAUACUUCUAUUGGAUGAGGCUACCAGUGCACUGGAUGCUGAAUCUGAAAGAGUGGUCCAAGAUGCACUGGACCGAGUUAUGGUGAAUAGGACUACAGUCGUUGUAGCUCAUCGAUUGUCUACAAUCAAGAAUGCAGAUGUUAUUGCCGUGGUGAAAAAUGGAGUUAUUGUGGAGAAAGGCAAGCACGAUUCUUUGAUCCAUAUCAAAGAUGGUUUUUAUGCCUCUUUAGUGGCUCUUCAUAUGAGUGCCUCAACGUCUUGA